Prosopis cineraria is the source of this 965-nucleotide messenger RNA. RefSeq names its product 17.7 kDa class II heat shock protein-like. Bases 301 to 783 code for a protein of 160 amino acids. The transcript has a single exon. The record is from RefSeq and is a predicted model, not a curated record. Gene Ontology annotation, biological process: response to hydrogen peroxide; protein folding; response to salt stress. NCBI's taxonomy places the organism in Eukaryota, Viridiplantae, Streptophyta, Magnoliopsida, Fabales, Fabaceae.
AAUCACUUCAUGUGAGACUAUCUUAUAUUUAAUGAUAAAUUAUAAAAAGAAUAAAGUGGUGGUUAGAAUUGAGGAGAAGCUUCAACGGUGUCUUGGGCAGACAGUUCUAGAGAGCGCUCAAUAAAAUUUAAAAAAAAAAAUAUUGAACUCGCGAACCAUCAGCUGGUUAAUUUCUUUUUCGAAAAUCCGUGUAUAAAAAGGAACCACUCUGUUGCUGCGCUUCAAACAAUCAGUUAACAUUGAAAGCUAUAGGGCGAGCGACCUUCAAAUUCCAAUCAAUCCGCAGUUUGGAUCGCAAAAAUGGACUUGAGGAACCUGGGCAUGGAGUCGCCAUUACCGUCGAUGCUGGAGGACAUGCUGGAGCUGUCAGAGGAGGCGGAGAAAGGAGGAAGGAACAAUCCAUCGAGGGCAUACGUGAGAGACGCGAAGGCGAUGGCGGCGACGCUGGCGGACGUGGUGGAGUACCCGGAUCGGUACGUGUUCGUAGUGGACAUGCCGGGAAUCAAAGGGAGCGAGAUGAAGGUGCAGGUGGAGAACGAGAACGUAUUGGUGGUGAGCGGGGAGAGAAGGAGAGAGAAGGGAAAGGAGAAGGAGGAAGGUGUGAAGUACGUGAGGAUGGAGAGGAGGGUGGGGAAGUUCAUGAGGAAAUUUGUGAUCCCUGAUAAUGCCGACAAGGACAACAUCUCUGCAGUUUCUAAGGACGGAGUGCUCACUGUUACUGCACCAAAGUUCCCGCCUCCUCAGGCCAAGAGGCCUAAGACCAUCGAGGUCAAGGCUGCUUAAAUCAUGAACCUCGUCUUCAGCUCUUUGCUUCUGCUCUUGUUUUCCUGGUAUUCCAAUGUCCCCAGCUUCCCACUGUAUUUGCCUUCUUAUGAAUGUUUUGGUGCGUGCGCACAAAUUAUAAUUGUCAAACCAUGUAGUGCAUGUAUGACUUGGAGCAGAAAUAAACAAGUUUGUUGAGAUUU